This is a messenger RNA of Lineus longissimus, 3067 nucleotides long. Its product is annotated as chromobox protein homolog 1-like. Gene Ontology annotation, biological process: chromatin organization; negative regulation of transcription by RNA polymerase II. Gene Ontology annotation, cellular component: nucleus; pericentric heterochromatin. Lineage: Eukaryota; Metazoa; Nemertea; Pilidiophora; Heteronemertea; Lineidae. Gene Ontology annotation, molecular function: chromatin binding. The transcript is spliced from 6 exons. The record is from RefSeq and is a predicted model, not a curated record. Bases 192 to 1145 code for a protein of 317 amino acids.
CCCAAUUGUUCAAACAGAUUAUCCAGUGCCAGUGGACUGUGGACUGUGAAUUUGACUUCCAGUUGCUCUGAAUGUCACCAGCAAAAGUUGUGAUGUAGAUCAGGCUAUCUGCACAUGUCAUGCAAUCAUAAAAGCAGGAGUCGUGGCCUUAAUUAAUUAUGCACACCUCGAAGUAAUGUGUUUCAUUCAUUAUGGUGUAUUGUGUGGCUCCGAAUUGUGUCAAGGUUAGCACAAAGAACAAUCGAAUGACGGAUGGGACCCAUUUUCAUGAAUUUCCAAAGCCAGUCGAACGAGAGAGGAGGAAGCUGUGGAUUGAGAAGUGCAAACGUUUGGAGUGUUGGAAGCCUGGGCCUUGGGCCAAACUUUGCAGUGAUCACUUUCUCGAUACGGAUUAUCACAUGAAGCCGGAUAUCUGCAUCCAACUGAAUAUUAAAUGCCACUUGUUAAAAACAGCUGUUCCAUCUGUAUUCGAUUUGACCAACCCCACUUACAUGCGACAGCCUCCAAAGGAAUGUUCGUUAGCCAAAAAACGUAAACAUCAAGAAACUAUGGUAGCUGAGAAUGCGUCGAAAACGGCGAAGAUGAACAAGAAGAAGAAAGAAGACGAGGAUCCAGUGAAUGAGGAGGAAGAGGAAGAGGAGGAGUUCACGGUCGAGAAGAUCGUAGACGUGCGCGUCAAAUAUAACAAAGCGCAAAAGAGAGAAAUGCGGGAGUAUCUUCUCAAGUGGAAGGGUUAUCCAGAUUCUGAAAAUACAUGGGAACCGGAAGAAAAUCUUGACUGUCCAGAAUUAAUCGCUGAAUAUGAGGACCGAGCGGCAAAGAAACGUAAAGAAAAGGAGGAGAAAAAGAAGCGACAGAAGGACGAAGACCACGCGCCUGCCAAGAAGAAGAAAAAAAUAGUCGAGGAGGAUGACAACAAACCACGAGGUUUCGACCGAGGGCUUCAGCCGGAGAAGAUUAUUGGUGCCACAGACAGUAGUGGCGAGUUAAUGUUUUUAAUGAAAUGGCAGGAUAGCGAUGAGGCCGACCUCGUUCCAGCACGUCAGGCUAACGUCAAAUGUCCGCAAAUCGUGAUUUCGUUUUACGAGGAGCGGCUCACCUGGCAUACACACAACGAGGACAAUGACGACGAAAAGAAUGAUUGAGAAGUGAUGUGUCAAUAACAAUGUGUUCUAACUUUCGUACCAAUUUGCAUUUCAUGUGAGGUUUGAUGUGCAUCAGCUCAGUUUUGUGGAAUGCUUUGCACUUGAAGGAAGUUCUUUACCAUCUGGGAACAUGGCUGUGCCAGAUCGACUGUAAACAUGUUGGUAUAUCCUUAUGAGAUUCGAUAAAAUUCAGGAGACCUUUGUACUUUUCCCUGCCAUUGAGUAGUGGAUACACCAGUUCAACAGAUUCUGUUUGACGGUGAAAGCACCAGACACGUGCCAUCAGACAUGACCUAGACUACUUAAUGCGAUGGCCCUACUGCGCCAUCGUCAAACAGUAUCCUUGAUUUUAAUAUCUUCUUAAAAUUUUAAGGUACAUGUUCAUUCUCGGUUAAAAUUCCUACAUAGUAAAGAAACUCCCAUGCCUUCCCCAGUCUGAGCUGGUAUUUUUAAAAAUCGAAAAAAACUUGUGUGUUUAGCAAGCAUGGUUGCUCGUCCAUGUGUAGGUCCGAUUUUACCAUCAAUCAAGUUUGGUCAGAAUUAAGUGGCCGAGAGUAGUUCAAAGGGAUAAUGGAAAUAAGUAGAAUUACAAGUUUUGUUUUAUUUUUCCAAUAAACUGGAUGCACCUGUUCCAAUAUUACCAGUAAAGGGACCCGGAAAUGUAGUUUCGGUAGACUAUUUUUCUCAUUUUCUCAAAUUUUCUCCAAAAAUGUGACACCAGUCUAAACCUAAAGCACAAUUUUCCUAGCCUCUUCAUUUUAUCAGAUUUCACCAAAACGAGUCAUUGAUAAAAUCAUGUUUAGCUGGCGUUAUGUAUCAGUAACAUCAUAUCACUCCAGUCUAAUAGACUUGUCAUUUAAUAAUCAGACCUUGGAGAAUCUGCUUCCCAGCUUGAUGAGAAUCAUGAUUGAAGAACAUUGUUACCUGCCAGAUGUACACAACUCUGUGUCUCUGAACACUCCAAAAAUGCAGGCCGUCCAGCUCGGUAAAUUGGGGGGGGGGACCUACCUGAUUAUCAUCAAUAUGGUAAAUUGAGUCGCCAGGCUGAAUCAGAUGUUUGUGUGUGCUAUGUAUCGGUUGCUUUCCCCUCAAGUCCGCUGUAUCCUAAGUUACCCAUCACCCACAACCCAGUGUUAGACAAAGUCAGCUUUGAUCACAACUCCAGUUUCUGUCUUCAUUUUGAUACACGCUGUAGAGCUGGAAACAAUCGUUAGAAACUUCCUUUUUGUAAUUUAACCACUUUUGUACAGUACUUCUUGUGGAGUGCUGUACCAUGUCUGACGUUGUCGAGCCAGCUGACCUGUUGUAUGUUGUUGGUAAGUCAUGUUGUGCAGGCAACUCUGCCUAAGUCGGCAUUGUUUAAUCGCUAAGUAAAAUGUAAAGUGAAAAAAUACUUGCCCCAACAACCCAACAAAUGGUGUUGUUGGAUGCACUUUGACUGCCUGAUAAGCAGGGAAACGAUAAGUUCCAUGGUUAGCGAUUCUGACUUGGGCAGAGUUGCAUGUUCUUUUAACCUUUUGUAAAUAUUGUCAGCCUUUUGUUUCUUUUCUCAAUCCUGUCAGAGAUCCAAUUUCAAUUUGAUAUUUUAUCGCUACCUUCUGUAAUUGUAACAACAUUAUUGUGUCUAGAACUUUAGUACUGACCUGUUUGCGCCAUUUUGCCAUAUUUUGGACAUUAUGACUUCUCACAUCAACAAUUCUGGUCGCUGAAGUCAGCCAUUGUUUGAAGGACAGCUUCGUUCCUAUGAAUUGUAUACAGACAAACAAGUGUAAUGCAAUAUGACAACAGUCUACUUAGCAUUUGAUUUUAGGAAUAACAUUUAUCUCUCGUACAUACUAGGAAUAUUUGAUCAUGAAAUUCAUCAUUUGUAGUCAACAGUGUCAAUAUAUUUCUGUAACUCAUGUCAGUAAACAAUUUUAGUA